AUGGCUCUGCCUAUUGCUGCCCUUGGCCAGUGGAAAAGUGCCAUAGCCCUGAUGAUGGCUUUAAAGGUAAAUACCAGUUCUUUGAAUUGGGCACAGAAACUUCAAGAGACAGUGAAGAGAAAAUUAGAAGGAGCACGCUCACCCCUCAAUGGAGAACAGCAGAAUGGUGUCUGUGACAGUAACUUCUCUCCAACUAACAAGCGGAUACGGAAAGAUGUACCUGGAAUUGAGAGAGUCAAUAGUUUGCCCAACAGUUUGCCUUUGCCUUCUCUUUCUCCUCUUCACCAGCUUGACAUAAAGCCAUCUUUGCCCCUGCAAAACAGUGGAACCCAUGCUGGUACCCUGGAAGACUUAGGUAAAAAUGGUGGACUUUCUGACCUAAAACUCCCAAUCAAUGGAUGCACUGAGCUUGAAGAUACUUUUAACAUCCUGCACCACAACAGCAGUAGCAAGGAACUGAAACAAGAGCCCUUGGAUGAUCCCAACUGCCCUGACAAUUCUGACACAUCCCUUUCCAAUCAGAAUAAACUCUUCUCAGACAUUAACCUGAAUGAUCAGGAGUGGCAGGAGUUAAUAGAUGAGCUGGCUAACACUGUUCCAGAAGAUGAUAUACAAGAUUUGUUCAAUGAGGACUUUGAAGAGAAAAAGGAACCUGAAUUUCCAAGACCAGCCACUGAGAUUCAGGAGACUGCCAGUGUUAAAAGUGAUCCGUGUCACUCUCCGUUUGCUCACAUACCAACAGGCUCUCCCCAGGUAAGACCUUCGUCAUCAGGCCCUCCAUUUUCAAACAUCCCUACAGCUUCCAGCCUGCCUUCAGUCUCUAAUGCUCCUCCUGCUCCAGGCCUGGACAGUUCACCAGCAAACUGUGUGGUUCAGUCCCCUCAGACUCCCAACCAAGCACAUCCCCCAAGCCAGACUCAGUCACGACCAGGCAAUAGUUUCCACGUGAAUCCAGCAACAGUGACAACAGCGGGCCCAGGGCCUAGCCAGGUGACUGUGCCUAGCACUGACUUGUCUCCAGCUGAGCAGCUGAAACAGAUGGCAGCACAACAGCAGCAGCGGGCCAAGCUCAUGCAGCAGAAACAGCAGCAGCAGCAGCAGCAGCAGCAGCAGCAGCACCCAAGCCAAGCAUCUAGCUGGUCUCCAGUGGGGCCUCCAUCUAGUCCUUAUGGAGGACCUUUCAGUACAGAUAAACCAAAUAGCCCAAUGAUGUACCCCCAAGCCUUUAACAACCAAAAUCCUGCAGUGCCUCCCACGGCAAGCAACCCACAAAAAGCUACAAUGAAUAACUACCUCCCUCAAAACCAUAUCAAUAUGAUUAGUCAGCAGCCAAAUAAUCUGGGUACAAACUCUUUGAGCAAACAAACCAAUAUGCUUUCUUAUGGCAACACUAAACCUCUGUCUCAUUUCAAUGCUGACUUGAGUCAAAGAAUGACUCCUCCAAUGUCCAAUUCCAACAAGAGUCCCAUGAUGCCAUAUAUGCAGCAACAGCAGCAGCUUCCCCAACAGCCACAAAUUCAGGCUCAAAUGACGCAUUUGAGUGAGGAGCAGAAGCGCAUGCUGAUUUUGAAGCAGAAAGGAAUGAUGAAUCAGCCAGUAGCUUAUGGAACACUUCCAUCUCUUGGUCAGGACCAGCACACUGUGGGAUUGUCUCGAUCCACAGGUCCUAUGCAGUCCGCUGUACCAGACCAGCACACUGUGGGAUUGUCUCGAUCCACAGGUCCUAUGCAGUCCGCUGUACCACCAGGACCCAGUAAUGUGGGCACAAAUCCUGGCAAUGCCAAUUUCCUGGGCAACCAACCUCAAGCAGUCAUUAUGAAGCAGAUGCUGAUUGAGCAAAGGGCCCAACUCCAUAUGAUGGAGCAGCAGAAGCAACAGUUUCUUCUAAGGGAGCAACGGCAGCAGCAGCACAUCUUGGCUGAACAACAUUUACAGCAGCAGUCACAUUUGCCUCGGCAGCACUUUCAGCAACAGCAACGAAAUCCUUAUCCAGUGCAACCAGUCAAUCAGUUUCAAGGUUCUCCACAGGAUAUAGCUGCGGUAAGAAAUCAGGCUGCUCUUCAGAGCAUGAGGACUUCCCGAAUGAUAUCCCAGAAUGCUAGCAUUAUGUCUUUGGGGGCCUCUCAGAACACUACAGCAAUCUCUGCCACAGGUGGCCAGUCUGAAAUGGGAAUGGCUCCUUACAGCAGCCCAGUUACUGGCCAGCCAGGAAUGUAUAAUAUGAACUCAGGAAUGAGCCAAAUGUUGCAGCACCCAAACCAAAAUAACAUAAACAUAACACACAAUCCAAGUCAGGGACCAAGGCAGCCCAAUUCAACACAAGGAGUUGGCAUGGUUAGCAGCUUUGGUCCAAAUGUUUUAGUGAACUCUACUGUAUCUCAACAACAUCAGCAAAUGAAAGGACCUGUGGGACAAGUUAUGACCAGACCACAAGCUCCCAGACUUCAAAAUAUGAUGGGGCCUGUCCCACAAGGAGCACAGAACUGGCAGGCAAGAGGACUGCAAGGUAUCCCUGGAAGGACUAGCAAUGAAAUUGGAUCUUUCAAUAAUGGAUCUGCUUACUCAAUGCAAUCAAAUCAGCCAAGGCUGCCUAAGCAACAUUUUCCUCAAGGCAUUAGCCAGUCUAUCAUGGAUACAAAUGGAGCAGUACGGACACUGAACUCAGGCGUAGGAAGACAGAUGUUGCAACCACUCCCUGGACAACAAGGAACCAAUAACCAACCCAGAUCAAUGGUUAUGCCUACAAUAAGUCAGGCAGUUUCCACUCUAACUGGUUUUAAUCAGUCCCCUGCACAACAAAUACCAGGAAGUAGCUUCACUCAGAGCAGCCAAGGUCAGAUCUAUGAGAGGAAUCCCACUCAAGACAUAUCUUAUAGCUAUAGCAAUGAAGGAACUGGAGGGUCCUUUCCAAAUAUAACCGAAAGCACGGAUCUUGUAGAUUCCAUCAUUAAAAGUGGACCAGGAGAUGAAUGGAUACAAGAACUUGAUGAACUGUUUGGAAAUCCAUAGCACAUGGAGAUGUACAGUUCCAACAUUUCUGGGGUCAAAAAAGGAAAGCAGGAUGAUGUCCAUCCUUGUUUCUUUGUUUUGUUUUUAAAGCUGUGCAAAGCUAGCUGAUCUGUGAAGGCAUAGAUGGAAUUUGAAGCAAUGACAAGAAGUCCUUGCCAACUUCCCCACAGCAGUCUCCAUGCCAUAGCAUACCUGCUGCAGGUCAGAAUAAGAAAGACUGAGAGAGAGAGCGAAAGAGAGAAAAGCUCAAAAAAUGCUGCUUUCUGCCUAUGGGCCACAGAAAGUGCCAGGCAGUUUCCAUGUGCCAAAGCACUGGCUGUCCUAUAACAAUGCACUUUCCAUGCAGUUCUGUUAGAACUGUUGUAGUUUUCAGGAUACAAAACAGGCAGCUUCUGAGACAAAGCAGGGGAGUCGCUAGGUGACUGUACAAGUGACAUAUGACAUACACACAGAUCUAAACUCUGAAUUUAAUAAAUACCAAGCUUUUCCAUGCAAUGUGUGUAACCUGAUAGAGAAUUAAGUAAAGGUUGUUUGAAUGUGGUGAUGAUAAUGAUAUCAUGGCUGAAUGGGUUCAGUCAGUGUGCUAUCAGUGCUUCUUAAGGUGCAGAGAUGGGUUCUAGUAAGAGAGCUUGUCUUUUCUCUCUUGUCAAUUUCCUGCAUAAUCAAGUGAUUCUUGAGUCAUUAUCUUUAAGAAUGAGGAAAAACACAGCAUAGGACAAGCAAGAUUGUAUAAUAGUUGUAUUACUCACUGGCUGCCUCCAAAGAUAGUGAUGCAAUACAAAAGUAAUUGGAAAAAGGGAGAUAGGUCUAAGGAAAUGAAAAUAUUGAUAUUGAGCUUGUUAUUUUUCUGAAAAUACAGGAUCAAGUGAGGUUGGGCUAUACAAACUGUUGGCUUGAUCUUCCAAAGAUGUCAGGAGAAUCAAGGAACAACUGCUCUAAAGAUCACCCAGAGAGGGGCCACUAACUAUAUUGGCUGUCAUAUACAGUAUAUUGGUUCUUUAGACGCCACUGUCAAAGCAUCCCUUGACAGACUGAGAGUGAAUUUGUGCUUUGUGUUCUUCAAAAACAUGUCCUUUUUUCUACAUUUCCUAUUUUCUACAAACCCUAGGCUCUUUAAAAUGACUAAGCUGAUCAAUAAGAAACAAAAUUAAAAUUUUUUAACAAUUCCUUUGAUGUAAUUUUUAGUAGCAGUUGUAUAUAAGCAUUGACAUUGCAAAUAUUUUUAAUAGAAUUGUGCAAUUUGGAGUACUAGAAUUUAAUUGCAAUUCUUUUUAGGUCCUUAAGAAUUUAGAUUGGCAUUAGUAGUGACAAUGGAAAUUGAAUGUGUGGCCAUCUAUCCGUAUAUUGAACAUGGGCUUCAUGUUAAAUAGAUCCACAACCAGAGCAUUCUCAGGGUCUGAUUUAUAUGUUUCUCUUAUAUACAAUUUUCCACCUAGGCAAAUUCACUUCUAGAGAUAACAUUUUUGGUAGAGUAGCAGCAGACAGUGAGGGGACUUCACUGUUUCUGCAGCCACUAAUUCUCUGCUCCACAGCAUCCUCCAGUUGUAUCUCUCACACAUUUCCAGCACAGGACUUUCUUGCAUAUUGGAAGAAAUGUUUUAAAAGGGUCAAAAAGCAAGUAUAGAAACACUAACACCCAUUUAUCCAUAAUUUUCCUCUUCUAGAAACAGGUUUUCCUUAAAAAUGAAGGAGGGAGCAGGGUUUGAGUUAUGUGUUUUACCUAAAGUAUAUUUAGCCCAUCAAACACUUUUUGUUGGGAUAUAAGGGUUAACUAGUGUAGGCUUAAAAUUCCUGUAUGCAGUCUGACACAUAUCCUACUGAAAUUAGUGGGAGAUUUUUUGUUGGUUCUUAUGAGAGUUGACUUCUUGUUAAUACUGAAAUAUGGAUUGACCAUUGCAUUUGCACAUUGGUGGAUUUGGCAUUUGGCAAAAUAAUUGUGUGCUUAUAACAGAGACAGUUCUUGUCAUGUACUCAGCGCACAGUGUACCAAACUGAGUUCUGAUCAUAGCACUAGUGGAGGGCGUGCAAAGAUCCAAAGAAGUUUUUAUCCACACAUUUAUUAAACUUAUUUAAUACAACUAUACCAUAUUCAUAUGACAGUUGGAGGGCAAAGAAAUAGAGCUUGUGUGCGCUGCAGCAGUCACACGAAGCUGAAAGAUGUGACCAGUUAAGUAUGCAAAAGCGUAGGAGAGAAGUCAAGUGAAUGUUCCCAUCGUCUCCCUCAAAAAGCAUUACUCUUUCCUUGAUAGAGUGAUAAGAGAGGAUUUAUGGUGCAAUCCUAUGUAUGUUUAUUCAGAAGUAGGUUCCAUUUUCUUUAAUGGAGCUAAACCCAGGUAAGGGGGUGUAGGAUUGCAGCAUUAAAACAUGAGCUUUCAUCUGCACAAAUUAUAGUAUGUUCCGCUUUAUUAGAAUAAUACAGAAAUUAACUUUGAGUUUGAUAAUGCGGUUAUAAAAAGCCUAUUAUAUUUGUAAAGCUUCCUCCAAAUACUUUAAACUGGGACCAAGUAAUAAAAAAAUACUGUUUAAUAUUUGGGGGGUUCUUUUAACUAUGGUGCUGGUGUACAUGAAAUUUUUUUUUAUAAAAACCAAUUAUUUGUAAAUAUCUUUUUACAAUCUGCAGAUAUCACUGGGUCUAAUCUGUAAAAUAGGUACAUAUAAAUCAAUAUUAUAUAUGAUAUAUAUAUAUAUAUAUAUACACACACACACACACCAAUGCUCGCACACACAUAUAUAUGUAAUAUGUUUGUUUAAAAUAGUUUUAUUUCAUUUUCAUUUAUCUUUACUGCAGUGAUACUGCACUUCAGAUGUUCAGUUACCAAUCUGUACUGUAUCCUAGCCAGCAACUUGUUUCAUUUUAUUCAGACUUAUCCUAAUUUACUUUUUUUUUUACUUUCCAUAUUGAACAUUGCUUAUUUCAUUUUGAUAAUUGUACAGAGCUCUUAAAAAAUGUAGAAAUGAACUAAUAACAUACCAAUUUAAA
Python bivittatus (Burmese python) is the source of this 5989-nucleotide messenger RNA. Lineage: Eukaryota; Metazoa; Chordata; Lepidosauria; Squamata; Pythonidae. The record is from RefSeq and is a predicted model, not a curated record.